UUCACCUUUUUAACUUUAUUUGAUCCACACAAAUAUGGAGAGCCGAUCACACUUUUGCCGUCGAUUCAAAUCACUGAAUCACAGUUUCCUCGAUCACUUCCGAUUUCUGCUAAUUCAAUUUCGCCUGUGCAUCCAAUCCUGCUCAAUUGAUCAAUUCCAUGUCCAAGCAGACCUACAGAGUGUGCUUCUGCUUCCGGCGCCGGUUCCGCCUGACUGCCGCGGAGGCGCCGCCGGAUGUGAAGGCGCUGUUCGACGCGUACUCGCAGAACGGCGUGAUGAGCGCGGACGAUCUGCGGCGGUUCCUGGUGGAGGUUCAGGCGGAGCCGAACGCCACGGCGGAGGAGGCGCAGGGCAUCAUCGAUUCCCUAAAGCAUCUCCACAUAUUCCACCGGAGGGGGCUCAAUUUGGAGGCGUUCUUCAAGUAUCUGUUCAGUGAUGCAAAUCAGCCUCUCGACCCCAAAAUUGGGGUUCACCAUGACAUGACUGCUCCACUCUCUCAUUACUUCAUAUAUACUAGCCACAAUACCUAUUUAACUGGGAAUCAAAUCUGUAGCGACAGCAGCGAUAUUCCUAUUGUACGUGCGCUGCUGCUCGGUGUUAGAGGGAUUGAGCUGGAUUUAUGGCCGAAUUCUACAAAAGAUAAUGUGGAUGUUCUUCAUGGGAGGACACUGACUACUCCUGUAUCACUGAUCAGAUGUUUGAGGUCAAUUAAGAAUCAUGCUUUUUCUGCGUCGGAGUAUCCUGUCAUAAUAACACUUGAAGAUCAUUUAACUGCUAAUCUUCAAGCUCUAGUAGCUGAGAUGAUCGUUCAAACAUUUGGAGAUAUGUUGUUUACCCACCCUGGUUCAAGCCUUUUAGGAGAAUUUCCCUCCCCGGAAUCACUCAAGAGGCGGAUUAUCAUAUCAACUAAACCGCCUAAGGAAUACUUAGAAGGAAAUGAGGAUAAAGCGAAGAAAAGCUGCACAGACAGUUCGUCCGAGGAUGGAGCUCAUCCUAGAGAAGUUCCCGAUCUUAUACCAAGAAAUGAUCACGAUAAGGAUGAUGAUGCUGAUGAUGAUGCAAACAGAGAUGUCACGGAAACAGAUGAAGAUGAUGAGAAGGAUCCAAAGGUAGGGAGCCAAGCAGCGCCCCAAUACAGGGAUUUGAUCGCUAUCCCUGCUGGAAGGGGAAAGGGAGGCAUGCAGGCGUGGCUGAGGGUUGAUCCUACGAAAGUGAGACGUAUUAGCUUGAGUGAGCAAAAACUUGAAGAUGCGAUCUCAGAAUAUGGACAAGACAUUGUUAGGUCCACACAAAAGAACAUAUUGAGAAUAUACCCCAGAGCUAUUCGGUUGGACUCCUCCAAUUAUAAACCGUUAUGUGCAUUGAUGCAUGGAGCUCAAAUGGUUGCGUUAAAUAUGCAGGGUUAUGGAAAAUCACUAUGGUUGAUGCACGGGAUGUUCAGGGCGAAUGGCGGGUGUGGCUAUGUUAAAAAGCCAGAUUUUCUGUUGGAUGCUGAUGAGGUCUUCGAUCCGGAAGCUGAAUUGCCUGUCAAAACUACUCUGAGAGUGACAGUAUAUAUGGGUGAAGGAUGGUACUAUGAUUUCUCUCAUACACACUUUGAUACCUACUCUCCCCCGGAUUUUCGUGCAAAGAUUGCAAUUGUGGGAGUGCCGGCUGACAAGAAGAAGAAGAAAACAAAGACAAUAGACGACAACUGGAUCCCGUCAUGGGAUGAGGUGUUCGAGUUCCCAUUGACAGUUCCUGAACUAGCUCUCCUCCGACUCCAGGUUUCUGAGGAAGAUGUAUCUGGUAAAACUAUGUUUGCCGGCCAGACGUGCCUCCCCGUGUCGGAGCUCAGGGAAGGUAUUCGAGCCGUCCCACUCUACACACGCAAGGGAGAAAAAUACAAGUGUGUCAAGCUUCUUCUCAGAUUUGAAUUUGUUUGAUCCAUAGUGUAUUUAUUCUAUUAUGGUGUUUUGUGUGUGGUUGCUUUAGAGAUUCAAUAAUAUAAUAAAAUCAUAAAAUAACAUAGUAUAAUAAAUUAAUACCUAAAUUCCGUUUCAAAUAUACCUAACUUUGUUGUAUUAUGAAUAUUACACGGCUUCUAAUGUGCUUAUACUUUUCGUGAGUA
Messenger RNA from Salvia splendens (bonfire salvia), 2110 nucleotides. RefSeq names its product phosphoinositide phospholipase C 2. Gene Ontology annotation, biological process: lipid metabolic process; release of sequestered calcium ion into cytosol; phosphatidylinositol-mediated signaling. The coding region runs from base 159 to 1925 and encodes 588 amino acids. Gene Ontology annotation, cellular component: plasma membrane. The transcript has 10 exons. NCBI's taxonomy places the organism in Eukaryota, Viridiplantae, Streptophyta, Magnoliopsida, Lamiales, Lamiaceae. The record is from RefSeq and is a predicted model, not a curated record. Gene Ontology annotation, molecular function: phosphatidylinositol-4,5-bisphosphate phospholipase C activity.